AAGCACCACUCGCCAUCUCACCCCAACCGCCACCAGCCCACCACCACCACGGGCCACGGCCACUCUCCCCUGCUAGUCGCCUCCGCCUCCUCCACUUGCCGCGCUCCACACCCCCGGAGCGCGGCACACCGGGAGCCCGCCGCCGCCGCGGCCGGGCGGCAUGAAGAGCCUGUGGAAGCAGAGCGGCGGCCUGGUGUGCGCGGACGCCGGGCCGCUCAGCCCGCUCGGAGGCCGCUCGCGGCGCCGCGCGAGGCUCACGCUGUACGCGUUCGCGGCCGCCUUCUUCGCGUUCACCGCCUACGUCGCCUUCGCCACGCCUCCUUCCUCCGCGGGCGCCGGCGCCGGAGCUGGCGCCUCGUGGUUCGGCGGAGUGUACGCGUCCACGGCGCCGUACCGCUCGCAGAUUUCCAGCCUCUUCUCGUCCAUCUUGCCCGCCAACUCGCCAGAGCCGCUGCGCGUACCGACCGGCGGAUCGGGCGGCGGUGGGCAGGUGACCCGUGAUGCGAGCACUGUGCAAGUCGGGAGCGCGGCGGGGAGCAACAGCAGCAGCUCUGCCGCGGCUGGGUCUAGUGAGCAGCUGGGAAGUGGAGGCGCCGCUCCGAUCAGCAAUGCGAGCGCUGGGAGUGUGCCUCCGGCAGCCGAUUUGGCCGCUACUGGCAUUGGCGGAGGCGGAGCUCCAACGAACAGUUCCGCCUCAAGUGACGGUGCUCCGAACGACGCGGUGGAUCUGAAUAAACGAAGCGGCGGAGGCGUUUCCACGGGAGGCGGCAGUGGAUCCCCGGCCAAUAGUUCAGGCGUACAUGGAACCGCCGCGGAGGUCGGCGAGAAUAGCGUCGAUGGGUCUAAUAAGCAGUCGGGAAGUGGAAGCGGAGCCCUGAGCGAUGCUGCUGCCGGACAUGGCAGCACUGUCAGAGCUGAGGCCAACAAAGUUGCAAGUGAUGUUUCCACCAAUAGUUCUGCGGGGAGUGGCAACUUGGGGAAGGUGGAUUUGAGCACCGGAUCUUCUAAUAAUCCGGCAGGGAGUGGAAGUGGCGUUUCAGGCAGUGAUUCGGAUGCUGGAAAUAGCAGCACUGUAAAGCCUCAUGCUGGAGAUGCUGUUGGAGCUGGGAGCAGGGGUUCUUCUGGAAACGGCACUGAUACCAAGGUUAAUCUGAAUAAAGGUUCAGAUGCUCAGACAGGAAACUCAAAUGGAGAUGCAAGCCAUAAAUCGGAUGUAAGUUCUAGUUUGGGGAAGAAAGAUACAAAGGCUGUGACUAGUGAGAGUUCAGAUGCUCAACCAAACAGUGGAAGUGGAGAUGCAAGCCAUAAAUCACCUGGAAGUUCUAGUCCAGUAAAGAGCAAUGCUGGAGAUGGCGCAAUUGAGGGCAGUAAGGGAAAUGUGAGUGUUGUUCCAACUAAUAAUCAAACUGGGAGUCUGGCAUUGGCAGGGCAGAAAGAUGUUGGAUCUCCCAGGAACAACAACACAGUUGUAGCAUCUCCCUCUGUAAAGAAUCAGGAGCAGACCGGGAGCCAAGUUGCUCCCAGCGGGAGCACUGGUACAGUGAAUAAUCCGAAGGGGGAUGCUGCUCAGGGCAGUGCUGGUUCAUCAGAGAACCAUUCGACCCAAGCGAACUCCUCAAAAUCUGGAAAUAACAGUGAGGGUAACAGGUCAUCAAUAAAACAGGAUGGUGGUUCUGGUGGAAAUAAGAAAGUUGAUUGGUUCAAGGAAGUGGCUAGUUGUGAUAUGUUCCAUGGGAAUUGGGUUAGGGAUGACUCAUACCCUCUCUACCCUGAGGGAUCAUGUCCGCACAUUGAUGAGCCCUUUGACUGCUAUCUCAACGGUCGGCGAGAUCUAGUUUACCAGAAGCUCCGCUGGCAACCCAGUGGAUGCAGUAUCCCAAGAUUGAACCCAACCGAUAUGUUGGAGAGGCUGAGAGGAAAAAGACUUGUUUUCGUUGGUGAUUCACUCAAUAGGAACAUGUGGGAAUCCCUUGUGUGUAUUUUGAGGAAUUCCGUCAAAGACAAGAGGAAGGUUUUUGAGGCAUCUGGCAGGCGUGAGUUUAAGACGGAAGGCUCAUACUCUUUCCUAUUCACGGACUAUAACUGCAGCGUGGAGUUCUUCCGCUCCCCAUUCCUAGUCCAGGAAUGGGAGAUGAAAGUGAGCAGUGGAAAGAAAAAGGAAACUCUCAGGCUUGAUCUGGUCGAGCAAUCGUCAUUGAAGUACAAGGAUGCAGACUUUCUCAUUUUCAAUACUGGGCAUUGGUGGACACAUGAGAAAACUUCUCUUGGGAAGGACUACUAUCAGGAAGGUAACCAUGUGUAUAAUGAGCUAAACGUCAUGGAUGCCUUUCAUAAAGCUCUUCUCACCUGGUCCAAGUGGAUUGAUGCCAAUGUUAACCCCAGAAAAACUGCUGUGUUAUUCAGAGGCUACUCAGCAUCUCAUUUUAGUGGUGGCCAAUGGAAUUCAGGCGGUAGCUGUGACAAGGAGAGCGAACCAAUAACCAAUGAACAGUACCUUUCAACCUACCCACCAAAGAUGAGCAUUCUGGAAGAUGUGAUCCACAAGAUGAAAACUCCGGUUGUUUAUUUGAACAUAACGAGAAUGACUGACUACAGAAAGGAUGCACACCCUUCCAUCUACCGCAAGCAGAACCUUACUGAUGAGGAGAGGAGAUCGCCCGAAAGAUAUCAGGACUGCAGCCACUGGUGCCUUCCUGGAGUACCAGAUUCCUGGAAUGAACUGGUUUAUGCUCAACUUUUGAUCAGGCAGCAUCAAAUGCGCCAACAAUAAAGGCAUCUACUGUUUUUUUUGCUGUGUGCCUAUAUAUGAUCUGUUGUUUUCUAGGAUAAUAGUCAACACGGUGAUGAAAGUAAGGUUGGCAUGAGAUCGAGGAUUUUCCUAAAUCCAUAUAUAGAGUAAAGUUGUCCAUGCUACCUCCCAAUACCCACACAAAUUCUUCAAUAGAGGUUUCUGGGACGUCACAUUGUAAAGUUCAUAUCUAGCACUAAUCUGAAAUAAAGAAUAGUAUAGAUGUGAUGAUAUAGAUGCUCCUGUGUCUUCUGUGAUUCCCUUCGUGUUCUCAUAUAUGUUUCUAACCAUCAAGGGUGUCCUAUGAUAUAGACUUUCACAGUUAAGUGGAAAAGGAAGCUGCUGUAUGGAUGUAGUCUUUGCAUUGGUUGGGUGAAUUGCAUAAUUUGUAGUACCAAAUUUAUUUGUAGGGGUUCUGUAUAGCCAUGGGCACUGGUGCUGGCCAUUUUUUGGUCCAAAGUUAAAAAGAAAUGUAUGGACACCCAUGCCAUUGUUGGCAUUUUUGUCCUAGCGAACAAUGUACUAUGGAGUACCUACAUGAGCAGAUAUGUAUGUUCUGGUUCUGGAUGCCAUUUAUGAUGUAUAUAUUGAAAGCUUGAAGGA
Messenger RNA from Sorghum bicolor (sorghum), 3391 nucleotides. Its product is annotated as protein trichome birefringence-like 1. The transcript has 5 exons. Bases 161 to 2770 code for a protein of 869 amino acids. Gene Ontology annotation, cellular component: Golgi apparatus. Gene Ontology annotation, molecular function: O-acetyltransferase activity. The record is from RefSeq and is a predicted model, not a curated record. NCBI's taxonomy places the organism in Eukaryota, Viridiplantae, Streptophyta, Magnoliopsida, Poales, Poaceae.